Racocetra persica is the source of this 205-nucleotide messenger RNA. The record is from the annotation of a GenBank genome assembly. NCBI's taxonomy places the organism in Eukaryota, Fungi, Glomeromycota, Glomeromycetes, Diversisporales, Gigasporaceae.
UGACAUUCCAAACUAUUUGAAAGAAGAUUGGAUAUUCCGUAAAUCGAAAAAUAUGAUUGAAUAUCAAACUGAAGUUCUGAAAAUUAAACACCCAUCAAUUUUUACCGACCAAAAUUUUAACGACGUUCUUAGUAAAACAGCAUUUUUACUUCCCAAUAGUGACCUUUCUCUAAAUGAUUUUUUAUACUUUAUUCGUUCUUUUUGA